Molecule: messenger RNA, 1916 nt
Organism: Prunus dulcis (almond)
Lineage: Eukaryota; Viridiplantae; Streptophyta; Magnoliopsida; Rosales; Rosaceae
Product: GTPase HflX
Exons: 13
Coding region: 68-1726 (552 amino acids)
Cellular component (GO): cytoplasm
Molecular function (GO): ribosome binding; GTP binding
Source: RefSeq, a predicted model, not a curated record
UUGAAAGCUUUACAGGGUAGCAUUGCUUGGAGACACAAAGAUCACAACUUCAGACCAAAAUUCUAUCAUGAGCGCAUGCUUUUCUUGCUCUCUGAUACGUUCCUCACCACUUAUUCAGGACCCUUACCUUUCAUGGCCGCUCGCAAAAUUAGUUCGGCCAAUUAGCUCUCUCAGGCUCAGAAAAUAUUCCAAUGCGUCUCCAAGAAUCGUCGUAAGAGCUAUCGAACAAGGCCUAGGUGUUGUUUCAACAGACGACGUGUCGCUACUGCAGGACCCUCCGUUGAUUGAUGUUGAUACCAUAGAGUUUGUAAAUGAAGAGGUUCACGGAGUCAUUGUUGGAGUCGCGGACACCAAAUCAGAGGAUGAAGCCCUAACUCCGUCCACUAGAGUUAAGAAGAAGAAGGAGGUUGAAGACAGCUCCGAGAGUAGGUUCAAGCUAAGGAACGGAAGGGAGAUUUUUGAAGAAAAAGCUUACGUUGUGGGUGUUGAGCACAAACGUAGUAAUACUGAGGUUUUAUUUGGUGUAGAGGAAUCACUCAAGGAAUUGACCCAGCUAGCUGAUACUGCUGGACUUAUGGUUGUUGGUUCCACAUAUCAAAAACUCGUUUCUCCAAACUCAAGGACAUACAUUGGAUCUGGCAAGGUUGCUGAAAUCAAGAGUGCAAUUAACGCAUUGGGUGUUGAGACUGUCAUAUUUGAUGAUGAGCUCUCAGCAGGGCAAUUGCGCAAUUUGGAAAAGGCUUUUGGUGGGGAAGUUAGAGUUUGUGAUCGCACUGCCCUCAUUCUGGAUAUUUUUAACCAGCGGGCAGCAACACACGAAGCAGCUUUACAGGUUGCAUUGGCACAAAUGGAAUACCAGUUACCUCGGCUAACAAAAAUGUGGACGCAUCUUGAGCGUCAAGCAGGAGGCAAGGUGAAGGGAAUGGGUGAGAAACAAAUUGAAGUGGAUAAACGUAUCUUACGUACUCAAAUUGGUGUUCUCAAGAAGGAGCUAGAAUCUGUUCGAAAGCAUAGAAAGCAGUACCGGAAUCAGCGGCUUUCAGUACCUGUUCCGGUAGUAUCUUUGGUUGGGUACACUAAUGCUGGAAAGAGUACUCUUUUAAAUCAAUUGACUGGAGCAAAUGUGCUGGCUGAGGAUCGAUUAUUUGCAACCCUAGAUCCAACCACAAGAAGGGUUCAGACGAAGAAUGGGAAAGAGUUUCUUCUCACAGAUACUGUUGGUUUCAUUCAGAAGUUACCAACCACAGUGGUUGCUGCCUUCAGAGCAACACUGGAGGAGAUAUCAGAGUCAUCAUUAUUAGUGCAUGUGGUGGAUAUCAGUCAUCCGCUAGCUGAGCAACAGAUAGAUGCUGUGGACAAAGUUUUGUCAGAACUAGAUGUGUCCUCAAUUCCAAGGUUGAUGGUGUGGAAUAAGGUUGAUAAGGUUAGCAAUCCUGAAAGCAUCAAGUUGGAAGCAGAAAAGAGAGAUGAUGUUGUUUGCAUAUCUGCUCUGAGCGGCGAGGGUGUAAAUGAAUUCUGCAAUGCAGUCCAGGAAAAAUUGAAGGACUCUAUGGUAUGGGUGGAAGCCUUGAUCCCGUUUGAAAAAGGGGAGCUUCUCAGCACCAUACACAAGGUUGGAAUGGUGGAGAGAACGGAACAUACAGACAAAGGGACACUGAUCAAGGCACACGUCCCACUACGGUAUGCGAGGCUGCUAACACCAUUGAGGCAACUGUGCAUAUCAUGAUCUCAAUUUUCUUCAAUGACACAGAGAAAUAUGUGUAAUUAUUCUGUUGUAGAUAUAUAUAUAUAUAUAUAUGUAUAAUUUUUCUGUUGGGUGUAAGGUGCUUAUUAGAAACUAGAUACAGACCACAGAUGUAACCAAAUGCAUUUCUUGUCAGAUAAAUUUCUGACAUCUUAAACUCAGCCUUUCUCCA